CGCUGCUGCUCAUAGAUGCAAAUUCCAUUUACUAUCCCGUCAGACAGCGACAGUUGUCACGUGAUUUAUCCUAACUCUCAGCGUAAACAUUCCCGUGGGAACUACAACUCCCACAAUCCACCGCUCUCGUAUGUCACAAAUGCGACUGCCUUAGUAGCACGCUCGUUAGAUGCCACAUUGAGAAGACAAGCAUGGCUGCUGAGGCGGAGAGAAAGACAGCUCUGGAAAUGUCCUGACAUAGAGUUCUGUGGUUACAGCAUCACUCAUCCAUCAGAAACCAAGAUUAAUUUCCGUAUCCAGACACGAAAUGGGAUUCCAGCAGUGGAGCCAUUUCGGAGAGGGCUUACUGAGCUUGUGGAUGUCUGCCAGCAUGUGCUUAAUACAUUUGAGGCCAGUAUCAAAGAAUACAAAGAACAAAAGGAUGCUGCGAUGGAGUGACCAUCUCAUAACUGAACGUGUAUAUAUAUAUAUAUCCCGAAAUACAAUUUUGUAUUGUCUUGUAAUAUAGUUAGAACAUUAAAUAUAUUUGGUUUUUUAAAAAUGUCAGUGUUCAUUUCAGUUAAAAAUUAUCAUUUAGAAAAACACAUUAAAGAUACUGUGCAAUAGA
This is a messenger RNA of Xenopus tropicalis (tropical clawed frog), 607 nucleotides long. RefSeq names its product RNA polymerase I and III subunit D, gene 2 (gene polr1d.2). Bases 16 to 438 code for a protein of 140 amino acids. NCBI's taxonomy places the organism in Eukaryota, Metazoa, Chordata, Amphibia, Anura, Pipidae. Gene Ontology annotation, biological process: DNA-templated transcription. The record is from RefSeq and is a predicted model, not a curated record. Gene Ontology annotation, molecular function: protein dimerization activity; DNA-directed RNA polymerase activity. The transcript is spliced from 4 exons. Gene Ontology annotation, cellular component: nucleus.